Molecule: messenger RNA, 2356 nt
Organism: Nicotiana tabacum (common tobacco)
Lineage: Eukaryota; Viridiplantae; Streptophyta; Magnoliopsida; Solanales; Solanaceae
Source: RefSeq, a predicted model, not a curated record
GACUUUUAUUACAAAGUAUUUUGUUGUUAUUAUUGGGGAAUGUGUCAUUUGUUAUAUUGUCCAUAUUGUUGAACAUAGCAGUAAGUUUAACAGUUUGAUGGUUAUAUCUGCAGAAAUAAGGUGUUUGUAUGUUGCUGAAGAAUUUCAUGGAGGAUAAGCAACUGAAUUUGAGUCAACCCUUUCUGUCAGUAAGACGAGUCUCUCCAACAUCGGCUUCUGGGAGAGAUGAGACGAAGAAAACUGAAUAUUCUCUCCCCACCGUAACUCAUCCUCCUCGUUACAAAUCAGAACUGAAGUCAGGUCCAGUGAGGAACCCAGGAGUUGUACCUUUCCUCUGGGAACAAAGCCCUGGAAAACCAAAGUAUGAAAGCAAACGGCAAAUUCGUGCUUCUGAUAAACCACCUAUUGCCCCGAGACUUCCCCCAGGGAGAAAACUAAAAGAUAACCAGGAUUCUGAUAAUGCCCGUGAGAGUCAAAACGUUAGUAAGGGCCAAAUAGGAAAUGCUCAACAUUCCUCGCCGAGCUGCAUGAACUUGGACGAAAAGACGAAGAAGAUUGAUAGUAUUGACUGCUCAAAAGAAAUUAAACAGGAUAAGGAAAAAAGUGAAUCAGGGGAUGGUGAUGAAGCAUACAUGGAUGCCCCUGAUAAGCUUUCGAGAACUGAAUCAUUCUUUCUGAAUUGUAGCAUAAGUGGCUUAAGUGGAUUAGACGAGCCAGAAGCAAAACCAUUUAGUACCUCGUUAACAGAUCCACAAACUAGAGAUUUCAUGAUUGAUCGGUUUCUGCCAGCAGCCAAGGCGAUGGCUUCAGAAAAGACUUUAGAAAUGCCUCACUAUGCGCCCAGGAAGCAACAAGCUGUUCAGGAGCAACCAAGACAACUGAAGAAGGUAGUAAAUGGGGAUAAACGGCCUCAACUGCGUUAUGGACCUAGUUUUGCACGUCGUUAUUCCCAAUUUCAUGAUAACGGCGAAGAAGAAGAAAGCGAUGAUGACAGUUAUGAUGAUGGAAAUCUACCUUAUAAAGUUUGUGGAUUACUGCCUCGUUUUUGCUUGAAAAGUUCAUUUUGUCUUCUGAAUCCUGUACCUGGUAUGAGUGUACGAACUCGAGUGCCCAUAUCUCCUGCCAGUAGAACACGAACUGGAUCAUCAUCUACCGCUUCUUGUAGCGGAUCCGAGAAUGAGGAUAAGAAUGAUGUGAAUGGCAGGGACAUUUCUGCCUAUGCUAAUGAUCCUUCUCAGAACUAUGUAAAUAAAGCAAUCCCUGGCUCUAAUGAAGAAGGAAAUAAUCCAGAGCCAGUUUGCUUGGGGUUGCAGAAGAAUACCAGAAAUAGCUUUCCUUAUCGGAACGAUGCAAGAAUAGCGGAUUUAGAAACUCCUCUGGCCGAGAAAACUCUGCAUGUAGAUAUUGUACAUAAGGUGGAAUCUCCAAUUAUGAAAUCAUGUUCUGCUACAAUGGAGAGACCAUUUAACUUACAUGAUCAGGACCAUGAGAUUCUUAAAAAGACAACAGAACAAAAGCACUUGGUAGAUUCUUCGCUUAGCUAUUUUACUAAUCCUGCGGAGGAUAGAACGUCACAGCAAAAUACUCAAAAGGAAGUUUCCUAUCCACCAUCAUCAGCAGAAAAAUUGAACAAUGGAGGGGAAAUGAUGGCACUGUUGGUUUCUGGACAAGCUCAAGACCAUUACCAGGACGCAGUCACCUCAACAAAGCCAAAGAAUGAUGUUAAGCGCAGUACAAGAAAGAAAAAUGUUAAAAAAGAAAAGUUAGAGAACUCAAGCGUGGUACACUCGAUGCUUCCUGCCCCCCCUCCUUUACCAAAAUCUCCUUCAGAUUCAUGGCUUUGCCGUACUUUGCCUUCACUAUCCACAAAAUAUGCAUUGUCAAGAUCAUAUGUUGGGACAGGAAUAAGUCCUGAAAAACAAUCUUGUAAGACACUAUCCACUGAUCCCAAGUGGGAAACAAUUGUUAAAACAACGGGACAUCAACAGUAUCCGCGAUAUUCUGAGGAACGGAUGGCUUUGACACCUAUACCAGAAGCUCAAUAGAAGACGUAGAGGCUUUUCUGAAGUCGUCUGAUUGUUUCCCAUGCUUUCCCGCGUAAAAUGAAAUAGUUUCUCGGGUAAAUCAAUCAGUACAACAUGUUGCAAGAUGAUUGAUAAUAUUCAGUUUUGGUCGAUUCUACACUUCCUUUGUCCAGCUAUAAUGGGUUUGUAACUGUAAGUUUUAUGCCCAAUUCAUAAUAUACUGUAAUUACAGCACGGAAUAAAAAGUCUUUGUACAGGUAAACAUGAGAGUCAAUCAACAUGAAUCCCCUAUAUGAUUGAUUUAUAAUAAGAAGGUUUCUGGUUUACAUGUA